Phymastichus coffea is the source of this 2283-nucleotide messenger RNA. RefSeq lists its product as uncharacterized. The record is from RefSeq and is a predicted model, not a curated record. The transcript has 9 exons. Lineage: Eukaryota; Metazoa; Arthropoda; Insecta; Hymenoptera; Eulophidae. Bases 801 to 2180 code for a protein of 459 amino acids.
UUGAAAUAAGGCAGAGCCAUCUAACCCAAGAUAGAAGUUGCUUGGCAACCAAACAUUUUUUUUUCAUCAAAAAGGUGUUUUAAAGUGAUCAUCUCUUUUGAUUUCUCACUCUUCAAACUUCUUUUGGUGAUUUUGUGAAAGAAGACAAGUUUAAUUUAUUCCUGCGAUUUAUGUAGGUAUGUAUAACUUAAAUAAAUAAAUAAAAUGUACCUACAUAUUUCAUAUCAUUUUGUGAAAUACACACUUUUUUAAAUUAUCAGCGAUUUGACAUUGUGUUUGAAAUUCAUGAUGAUUCUUAAAUUUUGAAGAUACCUUCUUCUAAUUGUCCUUGUGUAAUGAUACAGGUUCAUCAGCCAUGGCAGAAGGAGAAAGUGAGAAAAUCCUGGCAUCCGUACGUUACUAUGGAGAUGAGACAAAUACAGUUGCUAUAGUUGAUCCAGCCUUAAUACUUGAUUAUGCAUCGAUUGAAACAUUUAACUUUAAUGUUCCACAUCUUAUUCAUCGAAUCAAAAAUGGUGAAAGAAUUACUGAGCCAGUACAAGUGUUUGCUAUAUCAGAUAAUGUAAAUGAACUCAUUCACCCUACAAAGAGGAGAGUUUUUGACAAGAGAAGAAAGAGUGAUGUGAUGUAUGAGAUUUUGGAAAAACAAAAAACAAUGAUCGAAACGAAAACCAAAAAAUCAAUCCCUAGCAAUGACGACGAGCUCAUAGAUGAAGCAUCAAUCAUCACAACAUCUUCUCAGUCUGGAAAUUCAAAAAACAUUCAUGAGUUGAAAGCAAUAGAGAAGAAAAUAAAAGAAAAUGCACGAGCAUUUUCAAAAUCAUCAGAAAGUGAAAUUCUUAAAAAAAAAAAUAGAAAACUUAAAAAAGAACAAAUUAGUCUAUUCAAAUGAUGGUACUGACCUAGAAAAGAAACAAAAAGAGAUCAAUGAUCUACACAUGUCCAUCGAACUAAAAAAUGGAGAGUUUGAACAAUUAAAAAAAAACCAGCAAGAAUUAGAAGCAAAGAUAGCAAAUUAUGAAGAAGAUUCUAAGUUUUGGCGAAGCAAUUAUGAAAAGAACCAAGAAUUUAUGGAAGAAAGCAAGAAACUUAUUGAAACUUUGCAGAAUGAGCGUCAGAAUACUGCUCCAGAAACUAUUUAUAAAUCUCAUGAAACAUUACGCCAAAAGAGACCACCACUGAAUUCUAAAACUGCUUUAAAUCUUCAUGGUGAUCACUCGCCCGAUACAUCUGCUAUGGAUAGUCACGGUGAUUACUCGUUUCAAGAUUUUCCAGGACACUUUGAGGAUAAUGAAGAGGAAUACAGUCUUGGAAUACUGGAAUCAAGUCGUGGUGGAAAAAUGUCAACAAAUGAAAGUCUUGGAUCUGGCUCAGCCAAAGAUGAAGAGAAUUUUCAGUACGAUAAAAAAAAGGAGAGGAGUAGAAAUGAGAUAAACCACAAGAGAGUGAAGGAACCCCGAGAAAAAGCCAUUAAGAAAAAACGGACGGCUGGAAGUGAAGGAUUCGAUGACAUGAGCGAUAUCGAAGAAGAGUGUGAAAAAAAAUCUCGUCCGAAGAAGUUCAAGAAGCGAUUUGUACGAACAAAAAAGUACGCAAACUUCCACAGUUCAUCAGAUUCUGAAUGUAAUGAGAAGAGAACUUUCACGCGGGGCAGUGAUGACGAGUAUGAACCGGAAAAUCUACGGCAAUCAGAGAAUCAUCAAAAUUACAAGUCGUAUUAUGCAGAAACUGGAAAGAAGAGACACAUGUACCACCUUAUGUGUGACAUAAGUAUUAAAUACAAGACGUGGGAUACGCUGAAAAAAAUUUUUGACAUGAAAGAGUGGAUCAGAGUAUUAGUCCACGCGAUGUUCAAGGAAGAAGAUCUAAUAGGGAAGACGUUUAAUCUUGCAGGAUGCAAGAUCGAUCGUUUACCAGGGAUAACCCGAUCAGAAUUUAAGCGGGAGGAAAAAGCUGCUAUAAGACAAACAUUUUUUUGCCGAUGCGACCAAGUCGUGAAACGGAGGCGAGAAGCAGAAAUGCACAAAAAUAAUUGGAAAUCUUACAUAAGCGAACAUAUCAACUCGCUGUUUAUGAAAGAAAAGGCAGAACGUGCAAAAAUUGAGAAAAAGCAAAAAAUUAAAGCAAAAGCUACAAAGGAACCUCAAGAACAAUUUAGUCUGUCCUCCGACGAUUCAUAAAACGUUUUGUUUGCUCAAAAGUCAUUCUUGCGAUAGUUUUGUUUGAUAUUAUUAGUCUAAAUUUUCGACCAAAAUUAUUGGCUAAAAGUUUUUUAAUACUUCG